Amaranthus tricolor (Joseph's coat) is the source of this 1562-nucleotide messenger RNA. Its product is annotated as transcription factor bHLH121-like. NCBI's taxonomy places the organism in Eukaryota, Viridiplantae, Streptophyta, Magnoliopsida, Caryophyllales, Amaranthaceae. The transcript is spliced from 6 exons. Gene Ontology annotation, biological process: intracellular iron ion homeostasis. Gene Ontology annotation, molecular function: protein dimerization activity; DNA-binding transcription factor activity. The record is from RefSeq and is a predicted model, not a curated record. The coding region runs from base 154 to 1104 and encodes 316 amino acids.
UGGAAAGCGCCGUAGUAAAUUGAGGAUCAAUCAAAGGCUAAGUGAAAGAGGAAUCUGGGGUUAACGGCAGAUGAUGAUUGAUGGGUAUUUCUGGAUAUCCACUGGCCACUCCGCUGAAAACUCCAGAAAAGGACUAUCUGAAAAACAUAAAGUAUGAAUCUUAUUCCUUCAGACGGCGUUUACCUACCGCUUCCUUCCAACCCUUCUUCUGAAUUUGAAAUAGCUAACUGUGAUAUGGACUCUGAGGAUCCCACUGCUGCUAGAAAACUUCAGAAGGCUGGCCGAGAAAAGCAACGGAGGUGUCGACUGAAUGAACAGUUCAUUGAGUUGGGAAACACACUUGAUGCUGAUAGGCCGAGGAAUGACAAAGCUACCAUACUAACUGAUACGAUUCAGAUGCUCACAGAUAUGACUGCUGAAGUCAACAAACUUCAAGCGGAAUAUGCGGCCUUAAGCGAAGAAGCUCGUGAGUUGACGCAAGAGAAGAAUGAUCUUAGGGAAGAGAAGGCAACCUUAAAGUCGGAUAUCGAUAGACUUAACGUGCAAUGUCAACAGAGAGUCGGGUCUACUUAUCCAUGGGUUGCUAUGGAUUCCGUUCUUCCACAUCCAUCCUCGUAUGCGUACCACAUGCCUAUUCCUGUUGCCUCAGCACCCUCUUAUGCCCCCAUGCCUAUGCAUAUUCCUAUGCAGCCGUACUCCUUUUUUGGCAGUGCUAAUCCUGGAAUGUUCGCCAACCCGUGUUCAACUUUUGUUCCGUACGUGGCCCCGAAUCCUCCAGCUGAGCAGCCAUCAACCCAGGAAGUUUCUCCUUCCAUCCAGCCGGGUAGUAGAACCCAAGUUUCAGCCAAACAAGGUGUUGGAACUUCAUCGGAUAGGCAAGAGAGACGAAGCAGUAAAAAAGAAGAUUCUGAUGAUGUCCCAACAAAUCUAGAGCUUAAAACUCCUGGUUCCACUACUGAUGAGGAUACGCAGACAAACCGUAAGAAAUCACUACAAGAGAAAAGCAUUGCGGAAGAAGGUAGUUCAAGAAGUAGAUGUUCAUCUCAUAGUGUACAGGAUAGCUCCUCAAGUAGCAUAGUUGGUGGUGGCAAGAAUAUUAAUUGACGGGAACGGUGAUUUUUCAAGCUCGUGCGAUCAUUGUAAAUUUUGGCCAGGAUUUUGCCUGGAGCAGAUAUGUAAUUUUGAUCUAAUUAUGUUAGAAAAAUCAGUAUUUCAAUGUUUAUUGUGACAGGUCGUCCCUUCCUUGAAUACAUCAUGUUAUUGCUUAUAUCACUCCGUUCGCUUCACACCAAUUAUUCAAUUUGAUUUCUACACUAUCCAAUGCAUUGAUUUAAUCUUAAAUAUACAUAAUUAUUGUCAGUGGUUACAAUUGUUAUUGAUGGGGAAGGAGGAAUUGAGGAAUUACUUUCCUAAUGGGAUGGAGGAGAAAGAUUUUUUUCAUUCAAAAUAAUUGAUAAUUUUCCAUUUUAUUCACCAUUGUCGUACUAUUUAAGUAUCAUUUUUCCUUCAUGUCACCAUUCAAAUUAACCCCUAGGUACCUUAAUUUUCAAAGUUUUACUUUU